Daldinia vernicosa is the source of this 1710-nucleotide messenger RNA. RefSeq names its product peptidase. Gene Ontology annotation, molecular function: metalloaminopeptidase activity. Bases 68 to 1411 code for a protein of 447 amino acids. The record is from RefSeq and is a predicted model, not a curated record. Gene Ontology annotation, biological process: proteolysis. The transcript has 4 exons. Lineage: Eukaryota; Fungi; Ascomycota; Sordariomycetes; Xylariales; Hypoxylaceae.
CUUAAGUCUUAAUCCACCUUUCUUUAACUCAAACAACCGAAAAAGCCUUGCCUUAACUCAUCGCAAAAUGGCUGCUAAAGCACCAUCGGAUGAGCUCCAAAAGCUCAGUGUGAGCGAAGGAGCCACCAACGGGAAGGCUGCCGCAGGAGCCAACGGAACCAAGGACGGCGAUGCUGCAGAGCAUUCCGGCGAAGAUUCUGAAGAUGACGCCGACGAUCAAACCGCCGAACCUGCGCCCGGAGCUGCCAAGAAGAAGAAGAAUAAAAAGAAGAAGCCAAAGAAGAAGAAGAAGGCUCCUACUGCCCAGACAGACCCUCCGAGUGUCUUGAUGUCCCAAUUGUUCCCGAACAACACCUAUCCCAAGGGUGAAGAAGUCGAAUAUAAAGAUGAGAAUCGCUAUCGCACUACUAGCGAAGAGAAACGGCACUUGGACAACUUGAACACCGACUUCCUAGUUGACUAUCGCCAUGCUGCCGAAACCCAUCGUCAAGUUCGCCAGUGGGCUCAGAAGAACAUCAAGCCUGGCCAAAGCUUGACCGAGAUCGCUGAAGGGAUUGAGAACAGCAUCAGGCGCCUAGUUGGCCACGAUGGGCUAUCAGAAGGUGACGCUAAGGUUGCCGGAGUCGGCUUCCCGACGGGCUUAAACUUGGAUCACAUUACUGCCCACUACACCCCGAAUGCUGGGAACAAGACUAUUUUGCAGCAGAGUAAUGUCAUGAAAGUAGACAUUGGCGUCCACGUCAAUGGUAGGAUCGUCGACAGCGCAUUUACCAUGGCGUUCGACCCAAUGUAUGACAACCUGUUGGCAGCCGUAAAGGAUGCGACCAACACAGGUAUUAAGGAGGCGGGCAUUGACGUCCGUCUUGGCGAACUUGGUGGAUACAUCCAAGAGGCCAUGGAGAGUUACGAAUGCGAGAUCAACGGCACUACAUACCCGAUCAAAUCAAUCCGCAACCUUACUGGCCAUACUAUCUUGCCGUAUAGCAUCCACGGGACCAAGAGCGUCCCCAUUGUUAAAACGAAUGACAACACGAAGAUGGAAGAAGGCGAUGUCUUCGCUAUCGAGACCUUCGGCAGUACCGGAAACGGUUAUGUCCACGAUGAGGGAGAGGUCUCCCACUAUGCUCUACGUAGCGACGCCCCCAAGGUUGAUCUACGUUUGUCUUCAGCCAAAUCCCUUCUGAACGUUAUUAAGAAGAACUUUGGUACUAUUCCGUUUGCACGAAGAUAUUUAGACAGACUCGGCCAGGAGAAAUACUUGCUGGGGCUGAACAAUCUCGUCCAAUCUGGUAUUGUAGAGGACUACCCCCCUCUACUGGAUAAGAAAGGGUCGUACACGGCCCAAUUUGAGCACACUAUUUUGCUCCGACCUACCGUAAAGGAGGUUAUUAGUCGUGGCGACGAUUACUAGAUGGAAUUAUGAGGUGGGUGAUGACGGGUUAGUAACCUGUAUUAUAAAGGCGACUUGUUCCUUGAUAGGCUAGUCCUAUUAUCCCAAUAUUCCAAUAUGAAUGAAUUUCUUUAAGACUUGGGUUAUUGUUCCUCGUUGAGGGAUGUGACUUGUAAAGGAGCCACGUGAUUCUUCACAGAAUGAGCAAUUGUGCGCACAUCAGUUGCUAAUAUGAAGCUGUAAACAAAGGUUCGAGUGCCGUGUAUCAUAUUCGCUAUCGAGUCUCAACGCGGACACUGUUAUAUUUUCUUUAUUUCUUU